CCUGCGGACUUUCUUGUGAUUAAUCUCUGUGGUAAUCCUUACACUUUCCUAACAAAAAAAAACGACAUGAAGAGAAUCAGGUUUCUCGGAGACCCUAGCGACGGCAGCGGGUCUAAACGCAAGCAAGUAAAAAAAGCGUGUGAGCUAUGUAGGAAAGGGAAACGGAAAUGUAGCCACUGCGUUGGCGACGAGACCCCGGCGCAACAGGAGGGGGGAGCUAAGCAUCCGGUAACGACGGCCGUGUCGGAUCUGCUCGAUGCGCAGUUCUCUGCAUUGGGUGAACAGCCGUCCGAGUCAUUGGAAUCCAGAGAGAUUGAUAAUGCCAAUCAGCAAGCCUUGUCAUCUAGACCGACUAGAGCACUUACAAUCCCCUUCGCUGGGCCUUCGUCUGCGCACUCGCUUCUCUCUGCUUACGCGAAUUUGGGUAUAGAAAUGGACCCGGCGCGACAGCUCCCUGGAUCACGUAUCCUACGCCCCUCCUUUCAGGAUAUGAGGGCACCACCUUCUGAGCGGCGCCCGGGUGUUGCUGUAGGGUAUCUACCCAUGGUAGUAAGGGCAGUACUGCCAUAUUUAGAAAUCGAAUGCCUCCAGGUUCUGCCUCCCAAAUCGGAUCUCGACGCCAUCAUAGAGAUAUAUAGGCAAGAAAUCCACCCAAUUCUACCUAUCGUUGACUUCAAUGCGCCGGUACUCGUCAACCCAGUGAGCCGAGAUAACCCGGCAGCCAUCGUGUUUAGGCAGGCUAUUUGCCUGGUCGUUUCUAAGAGCCCCUCGGCUAGGCAAUACCUUAACCUUCCCGAAUCCGACGACGGGCAAUUUACCCUCAAGACUCCCCGUGAGUUUGCCGAUAGGCUCUUCGGGGUCCUAAAAAUAGCUCAGGAUAUCGGUCUCGUCGACGAUAGGCUGGAGCUUGUCCAGAUUCUCGCCCUGAUGACUUUUCACUCUUAUGGCCCAGAUGGUGACGAUGAAGUCGCCCGUCUAUGUGGCCUGGCCGUCCAUUUCGCAUACUCCGCCGGGUUAAACCACUCUUCACGGCCGAGCGAUCAUUUUCUGGAACCACGUCGCGUGGAAGUACUCUGUUCCCUUUUUUCAUUGGACAAGAUCGUUGCCAUGGUCACGGGUCGACCAACUAUGAUUCACAUGAACAAAAUAUACUUGCCGCCAAAAGACGGUGUUGUAAUGGAGACAUUACCUCCGGGCCUUGCCUUGCUAUUCCGUCUGUGUCAAAUGCUCGAUCGAGUUCUGGAGUUAUACCAGGCGCGGCCGCCGGAUGAGAUGGCAAGAGAAGAUUGCGUAUGGGACGCGUCUUGGCCCGAGUUCGAAGAGCUAGUCGAGGAUUGCAAGGCGCAAACCCUGCAUCCAUGUACGCAAGCUUCGCUGGAGCUUCUAUAUAAUGUUAUUGGUGUCAUAUCCUACCGUCCACCUCAGAUCAAAGUUGGGAAAGCCAGCGGCACGAAAAGCACGUCAUCCACCGAAAUCCAGAGCUCUAAGAUCAGGCAUAAAUACUGCGCCCAGCGGAUAUUAUCCCUCCUCGACCAGGACGUAUCGAGACUCCCCUUUAUACCGUACGCGGCAUCUCUGUCUUUGACAGUGGCCCUACGCAAUUUAAAGCAGACUUCACUAGAGACGACGAAGAAGGUGGCUAGAGACGACGUGGAAAGAAGCCUUAGGGCUCUUGACGAACUCGCGGCGACGUAUUGGCAUGCGGAACAGGCUAGUGGAGUUGGUCGUCAAUUGCUCCAAACGUAUGAUGCAGAUAUCUCUUGACCGACUCGUUACUAUCGUCCAAGCUGCAGCAGCGUUAUAGUGGCUUCGAAUAGUGGCGUUAGGGCAUCUUGGAAUUUAUGGAAUUUGAAUCGGCUUAUAUCAUUAACGGACUCAUUAUACAUUUAGAUACCUUAGGUUAGGUAUCUUAGGUAGGUAUAUAGGUAGGUAGGUACCGAGAUAUACUCGGCGUAUAAUUGCUAUCAUCAUCAUCAUCAUCAUCAUGAGUAAGCGUACCCUCUCCCGCCACGAUUGCCUUGCCGGCUUGUCCGACAAUGGCUCCGCUCAGGCCCGAUCCGAUUGCGGGCCGUCGACGCACGGCAUAUUGAUAACGGGAAGACCAGCAUCCUGAUGGCUUUGGUUGCAACGAGAUAAGAGGUACGGCAAGGAAGACGCACGUAAUAACACAUACGCGAUGAGGGGUAGUUGAGAUAUCGCAUGCGAGAUCCCUAUCGAGAACAGUUUUAUUAAUUUAAUUUUGAACAAACGAUACACCUUUACUCUCCCGUGCAUUGAUUUUCAAUGACUGGCACGUUAUUCUAC
Daldinia caldariorum is the source of this 2304-nucleotide messenger RNA. RefSeq lists its product as uncharacterized. Bases 67 to 1764 code for a protein of 565 amino acids. Lineage: Eukaryota; Fungi; Ascomycota; Sordariomycetes; Xylariales; Hypoxylaceae. The record is from RefSeq and is a predicted model, not a curated record. Gene Ontology annotation, molecular function: zinc ion binding; DNA binding. Gene Ontology annotation, biological process: DNA-templated transcription. The transcript has a single exon.